AUGAGCGAAGCUACAAAAGAGCUGCCCUCGGACUCUACCGGGCUCCCAGGAGAGCCUCGCACGACCAAGAGCCGUAUCCUCGAGGGUGGCGCCGCGAUGGCACAGGAUUUCACACCUGUCAAGCAGAUAUGCGCGCACUUGCACGCCUUUCACGUCUACGCCGACGAUCCAACCAGAUGCGUCGAGGCCAAUCACUAUUGUACUCAUCUGAACGAAGAUGUCCGACAGUGUCUCAUUUAUGAUUCACCGGAUGCCAAGGCACGACUCAUCGGUGUCGAGUAUAUGGUCUCGCCUCGUGUUUUCAAGACCCUCCCCGCCGAAGAGCGCAAGUUGUGGCAUACCCAUGAAUUCGAGGUCAAGAGCGGGCUCCUCAUCAUGCCUACGCCACAUGGGGUACCCAACGCAGCGUGGGAAGCUGCCGAGACUGCCGAGAUGGAGGAUGUCGCGCCCAUUUAUGGAAAGACGUACCACAUGUGGCAGGUUGAUCGGGGCGAUCCGGUACCCAUGGGACCACCGCAAUUGAUGGGCAGCUUCACGUCUGUGGAGACGGUCGAGAAGGCGCACCCAGCUGGAAUGGAAAGUUUGCUUCAAGACCGCGACAAGAGAUUCGGAGUGGACUCGCGAGAAAAGGCACGCAAACGGGAGGGGAUUCCGCCUGUGGAGAAGCAUCCUGAUGCCGAUUCUUUUUGGGAUCAGCACAAACAGUCCAAAUGA
Penicillium oxalicum is the source of this 714-nucleotide messenger RNA. RefSeq names its product OBAP family protein. NCBI's taxonomy places the organism in Eukaryota, Fungi, Ascomycota, Eurotiomycetes, Eurotiales, Aspergillaceae. The transcript has 3 exons. Bases 1 to 714 code for a protein of 237 amino acids. The record is from RefSeq and is a predicted model, not a curated record.